Molecule: messenger RNA, 2142 nt
Organism: Pelodiscus sinensis (Chinese soft-shelled turtle)
Lineage: Eukaryota; Metazoa; Chordata; Testudines; Trionychidae
Source: RefSeq, a predicted model, not a curated record
GCAGAGGACGAGAUCCAAGGAGCAGGUAGGUGAAUAGUAACUGGGCCUUGCAAACCAUCACUGUUCUCCUCCAGGCCCUGGACAAGAUCCGUUAUGAGAGCCUGACAGAUCCCUCAAAGCUAGACAGUGGCAAAGAGCUAAAAAUUGACAUCAUCCCAAACCCCCGGGACCGCACCCUGACUCUGGUAGACACAGGCAUCGGUAUGACAAAGGCUGACCUCAUCAACAACCUGGGCACCAUUGCCAAGUCUGGUACUAAAGCCUUCAUGGAAGCCCUUCAGGCUGGUGCUGACAUCUCCAUGAUUGGGCAGUUUGGUGUGGGCUUCUACUCCGCCUAUCUGGUGGCUGAAAAGGUGGUGGUCAUCUCCAAGCACAAUGAUGAUGAGCAGUAUGCCUGGGAGUCAUCAGCUGGGGGCUCCUUCACUGUUAAAACUGAUCAUGGUGAGCCCAUCGGGCGCGGCACCAAGGUGAUCCUGUACUUGAAGGAGGAUCAGACAGAGUACCUGGAGGAACGGCGGGUCAAGGAGGUGGUGAAGAAGCACUCACAGUUCAUUGGCUACCCCAUCACCCUUUACCUGGAGAAAGAGCGGGAAAAGGAAAUCAGUGACGAUGAGGAAGAGAAGGAGGAGAAAGAGGAUGAGGACACAGCCCCCAAGGAUGAGAAGCCCAAGAUAGAGGACGUGGGCUCAGAUGAGGAGGAAGAGGAGGGUGGUAAGGGCAAGAAGAAGAAGACCAAGAAGAUCAAGGAGAAAUACAUUGACCAGGAGGAGCUGAACAAGACAAAGCCCAUCUGGACCCGCAACCCUGACGACAUCACCCAGGAGGAGUACGGAGAGUUCUACAAGAGCCUCACCAAUGAUUGGGAGGACCACCUGGCUGUAAAGCACUUCUCUGUGGAGGGGCAGCUGGAAUUCCGAGCUCUGCUCUUCAUCCCGCGCCGCGCCCCCUUCGACCUCUUUGAGAACAAGAAGAAGAAGAACAAUAUCAAGCUGUACGUGAGGCGUGUCUUCAUUAUGGACAGCUGUGAUGAGCUCAUCCCAGAGUACCUAAAUUUCAUCCGGGGCGUGGUGGAUUCUGAGGACCUGCCUUUGAACAUCUCCCGAGAGAUGCUGCAGCAAAGCAAAAUCCUCAAGGUGAUCCGCAAGAACAUCGUCAAGAAGUGCCUGGAGCUCUUCACAGAGCUGGCCGAGGACAAGGAGAACUACAAGAAAUUCUAUGAAGCCUUUUCCAAGAACCUCAAGCUCGGGAUCCACGAGGACUCAACCAACCGGAAGCGCCUGUCGGAGCUGCUGCGCUACCACACAUCGCAGUCUGGUGAUGAGAUGGCCUCACUCUCAGAGUAUGUCUCCCGCAUGAAGGAGACACAGAAGAGCAUCUACUACAUCACAGGUGAGAGCAAGGAGCAGGUGGCUAACUCUGCCUUCGUGGAGCGUGUGCGGAAGCGCGGGUUCGAGGUGGUGUACAUGACAGAGCCCAUCGAUGAGUACUGCGUGCAGCAGCUCAAGGAGUUUGAUGGCAAGAGCCUGGUGUCGGUCACUAAGGAGGGGCUGGAGCUGCCAGAGGAUGAGGAUGAGAAGAAGAAGAUGGAGGAAAGCAAGGCCAAGUUUGAGAGCCUCUGCAAGCUCAUGAAGGAAAUCCUGGAUAAGAAGGUUGAGAAGGUGACCAUCUCAAAUCGGCUGGUCUCGUCACCAUGCUGCAUCGUCACCAGCACCUAUGGCUGGACAGCCAACAUGGAACGUAUCAUGAAGGCCCAAGCGCUGCGGGACAACUCCACCAUGGGCUACAUGAUGGCCAAGAAGCACCUGGAGAUCAACCCUGACCACCCCAUUGUGGAGACCCUGCGCCAGAAGGCUGAGGCUGAUAAGAACGACAAGGCAGUCAAGGACCUGGUGGUGCUGCUCUUUGAGACGGCCCUGCUCUCCUCCGGCUUCUCCCUGGAAGAUCCCCAGACCCACUCCAAUCGCAUCUACAGGAUGAUCAAGCUGGGGUUGGGUAUUGAUGAGGAUGAGGUGACCACAGAGGAGCCCAGCGCUGCUGUCCCUGAAGAGAUCCCCCCACUAGAGGGAGAGGAAGAUGCUUCCCGCAUGGAGGAGGUGGACUAAGAAGGGGAGCCAUUCUUCAUCUCUUCUCCAGCACUCUCUC